This is a messenger RNA of Oreochromis niloticus (Nile tilapia), 1361 nucleotides long. RefSeq names its product cilia- and flagella-associated protein 251-like. The coding region runs from base 69 to 530 and encodes 153 amino acids. NCBI's taxonomy places the organism in Eukaryota, Metazoa, Chordata, Actinopteri, Cichliformes, Cichlidae. The record is from RefSeq and is a predicted model, not a curated record. The transcript is spliced from 7 exons.
CCGUCUUCACCACCUGGCUUUUCAUCUCCUGUUCCUACUACAACCCAGAGAGUGGUUGAAGUGCUGUCAUGAGUCGUGGUACAAUUACCCGUGGUGGACAGAAGAGGUUCUGUGGGGAAAGUAAGUCAGAGGAUAGUGGAUUGGGUGAGAAGGGUGUCAAGACCCAGGGUGAAGAAGAGGAUGUGACUUACUUGCAAAAAGGAAAGUCAGAGGAUUGUGGAUUCGGUGAGAAGAGUGUGGAGACCCAGCAUAAAGAAGAGGAGGUGAGUUCCUUGGAAAAAGGAAAGUCAGAGGAUAGCGGAUUGAUUGAGAAGAGUGUGGAGACCCAGCAGGAAGAAGAGGAGGUGAGUUCCUUGCAAAAAGGAAAGUCAGAGGAUAGUGAUUUGGGUGAGAAAAGUGUGCCAACCCCACGUGAGAAUGAGGAGGAAAGGUUCUCAGAGAAAGUAAACUCAGGGGAUAGUGGAUCAUAUGAGUGGGGAUCGAUGCACACAGAUGAAGUAGAGCAGGAACCCACGGUGACAUCUUUCUGAGGCCCAAAAAAGAUGGUGAGAGUGCUAUCAGUCUGGUCAUUGUGUUGUAGUGGUUCUGAAUCACAUUUCCUGGGUGCAUCAUUGGCUAUAGCAGAUGUUUUCUUUAAGCUGGGACUUGGCAUAACAGAGUAACGGAAUCCAAUUUAUUGUCAGAUUAUUAGGAAGUGGAGGCUCUUAAGUGUUGUUGGUGUGCAUGUGGCUUAACUCACAUCUAAUUAAAACAUAAAAGCUUAAAUCUUGAGGGACUGUUACGGCCUCUGGCCUCAGGUGGCCCCGCCUUCCUCCAUGCAAAUCACAGUGUUUCAGGACUCACGGGGGAUUGGCUGGCCCCGGACCUAUGCCCGCCUCAACUACAUGCAGAUUAGAGUGUGCCAGACCACUCACACCAUUGGCUGCUGCAGGAGCCUUGAACACAACGGACCAAUGACACGGCUGCCUGCAUUUACUGGGGAAUACAAAAGGCUGGAGGUCCUUCACUCAGUGGCAGCUGCUUAGGACUGAACAUGCAGUUUGCCCUUCGUGCCUCUCUCGUCAACCUUUGUUGAACUUGUUCAUAUUUCUGAACUUUGUUAAACCCUGGUGUAUGCUUGAACUUAGCCUGACUAGAGCUUUGAGCUGCUAGCUGGCUGUGAGUAGAAUAUUGUGAUGCUGGCUCGCCUUAGUUUACUCUUAGCGUAUAUUUUGUGUGCCGCCAGCUUGCCUUAGUUAACCUUUAGCUUUUACUCUUGUCUUUUCUUUUGUCUUUAUAUAAUAAUUGUUUGCCCAGCGGUCUGUUGAACAGCCCUGUCGGUUUUCUGUUUAAAGUUUGUUAUUAAAACCCUUCUUUACUCA